GAGUCAACUCCGAAGACUCCGAACCCUCUUAUAACCAUUAGGAUUUGAAUAAUCAACUCGGCUAAAAUUCGAUUAUUCUUCAAAUGAAAUUCAAAAUCUUUUGGAACAGUGAAGAUAUUUAGCGGAACAAAAAAGGAGCAAUUGAGAGGGGAAAGUUCGAAGAUCCCUCCACCAGCAAUAGUCCAGCACCACUAUCAUCACGAUCAUCGUUUUUCAUCAAAAAGCAAAAGCAUCCGAAUCCGCAUCUGUAACAAAUAACACGCAAUCUUGAAGAAAACCCAAUCUCCAAAUUGAUUAGCCGAGGCAUAAUCCGGGAAGACCCUUGAGAGGAAUUAUGGAAAAAGUGAUGGGUAUUCUGAAACCAAAGCCGAAUCCUCAACAGCUGUUGAGAGAAUGGCAGCGUCGUCUUCGCCAAGAGUGCCGGAACAUCGAGCGCCAAAUCCGAGACAUACAGAGGGAAGAGAAGAAUGUGCAGAAAGCAAUAAAAGAAGCUGCUAAGAGAAACGACAUGGGCUCUGCUAAGGCCCUUGCUAGAGAACUUGUGAGAUCAAAAAAAACUGUGGAGCGUCUCUACGAAAAUAAAGCACAGAUGAAUUCUAUAUCAAUGCAUCUUGGAGAAAGUGUUGCGAUUGCCCGAACAGUGGGACACUUGUCAAAGAGUGCUGAAGUUAUGAAACUCGUAAAUAACCUAAUGAAAGCUCCGGAGAUAGCUAUGACAAUGCAAGAGUUUAGCAAAGAAAUGACAAAGGCUGGUGUGAUUGAAGAGGUUGUGAAUGAUGCUGUGGACUCUGCCCUGGAUUCGGAAGACAUUGAUGAGGAGAUUGAUGAAGAAGUCGAUAAGGUCCUGACUGCAAUUGCUGGUGAGACUGCUGCACAGCUUCCUGAAGCAGUGAGGCAGAAGUUGAAACAACCCGCUCAGGCAGUUGAAGAGGUACGUGCGAAAACAUCAUGUGCUUCACUUGGCUUCUUUCCAAGUACGCAAUAAUAUUUCAUACCAAUCUUUCUGUGGUGAUGUGUUACAGGAGGAUGAUGAGGAAGACCUAGAAGAGAUAAGAGCCCGCCUUGCGAAAGUUAGGUCCUAACUUGAUUUUUUUUUUUAAUGAUCCAGAUAAUUAUGUUAUUGAGCAAUACAGGCCUCAAACCACGAUCCUACGAAUUACAAAUUAAUGGAGAACAUUUGGUGUUGUAGAAUGGCUCUUAUUGUAAGUCCUAGCUUUUGUGUAUAUGUAAAGAUUGUGGAUGUAAAAGUUUCUGUUCGAUUCCAAGGAUCAGUAAUAAUAAUAAUAAAAAAACCUCGGAUAUUUGACAAAAUUUAAGUGGAAGCCUAUAAUUUGAAGGAAAAUGCUGUUACCA
Molecule: messenger RNA, 1353 nt
Organism: Oldenlandia corymbosa var. corymbosa
Lineage: Eukaryota; Viridiplantae; Streptophyta; Magnoliopsida; Gentianales; Rubiaceae
Source: the annotation of a GenBank genome assembly